AUGGGUGCUAAAUGCUCGAAGGAGGAGGUUAAUUCAAAACUGUUUUACGAUUGUAUAACUGAGAAAACUCAAAAUUAUCCACAAUGUCUCAAACCUCCACUGGUACCAGAGUUGGAUACUGAUCUCCUAAGGUUUCAAGGCACAACUAUUGAAUGGAUGCUUUCGAGAGAGAAUGUCAUAUUCAAUAACUCUACAAAAUCUGUCAGUGAUAUUCCAUUUUGGACAGAGAAAUGCGCAUUUCUAGACGAUAAGUUCAUUCUGGAAAAAUUGGAUAAGUUGUCUUUCGGAUUCUCUCUUGUUCAAACACCUUUGCAAACCGAAAAGAUUUGGUAUAACAAGUACUCUUCAAAUAUAUGUUCAAAGGAAUCUGCUUUAAGAUACCUUUCAGAGGAACAAACUCCAAAAGGUCGGGGUCUACUCGCCGAGGAAAUGGGAUUGGGGAAAACAGUGGAAAUUAUUGCAUUGAUACUGCUCAAUCAAAGACCCCAUAACCAACUCCUAGAGACUGUUCAUGACGAUGCUCGAGAUAGAGAUAUUCGAAAGGCAAAGACAACAUUAAUUGUUUGUCCAGAGUCUAUCUUGUCCCAGUGGUCUGAUGAAAUUGCAAUUCAUGCCCCAAGUAUUUCAGUGAUGAUUUACCAGGGAUCAGUGCAACAUAGAAAGAAAUCCCCAUCAGAGGUUGCAACGGAGAUGGCACAACAUGAUGUGGUUUUAACAACUUACACUGUUAUGUCUCGAGAAGUACACAGUGCUCUGUACAAUCCAUCAAGAUCUAAAAGGGUUCGAAGAGCAGUGACAACGAAACGUGAUUUACGGAAAGACAUUCAUGAUCCAGGAAUAUAUGAUCAAGCUGCAUUGGAUGCACUGGAAGAGAUCUAUGAAGACAUGAAUCUUUUGAACGAUACUUUGGAUAAUCGCCCUGACUACACCUCACCUUUAGUACUAUUGGAAUUUUGGAGAAUGGUACUAGACGAAGCUCAGAUGACGCGUAUACUCCUUAGUGUGCCAUUCGGUCCAAUUGAACAGGACAACUAUGAUUCAAUGUACAAACAGCUGUUGACAGAUGUUGGCUUGGAUGAAAUGGGUAACCCAGUGAUUGAUGGAUGGGAACCAACACCUGCUUAUUAUGAAACGAUGAGAUCUUGGUUAACUACAUUGAGACGUCUUUGUUGUCAUCCAAGUUUUGGUCGUGAAUCAGGAUCAAUUGGCACAAGAAAUUUCCAGACAAUGGACAGGGUUCUUGAUAAAAUGAUUGAAGAAGCACACGAGAAGUUUAGAGAAAUAGAUCGACGCUCUAUUACUGCUAAACUCGAGAUUGGUCAGAUUUAUGAAUUUGUGAGGAGACCAAGAGAUGCUUUAGUUGUUUGGACGGAAUCAUGUAAGGAAAUUGAGAGCAAAUUGCAAAAGGCUGAAAGUUCUAGAAAUGACUUGAGUGUUCAAUAUUUAAGAGGACUGCUUGAACUUUUGCACAGGGCAUAUUUUUUCAUUGCUUCAGCACAUUAUCAAAUAUAUACUCCUCCAUUAACAACACUUGUGCCUAAUAUAGUUGAGGCGUUGGCUGAAGAGGAAGGCAUAGAUCCACAUCUCAUUACAUUUGAUCACAUCAACUCAGCAGACAUUACCGUUUGGAGAGUAUUGACAGAAGAUGAAUCAAAACACCAAGAACUUGAGAGGCAGUUCUACUCCAUGGCUCAAAAUCUAAGAAAGAGAAUCCUAGCAGAGCCUAUGGAGCAAGUACGACAGGGUAUUGAAAACUUGCCGCAUGAUGUGCAAGCUCCAAUGUUUACAAUUUCUCAUCGUGUGUUCAAGGAUCUUGAGGUACAGGUUUUCACUUUAGAGCUGAAAAAUGUGAUUUUAAGUUUGAAUGAGCAGAACGUUGUACUAAAUAGGUGGUUAUCCCAAGUUACUGAUAUUUUGAGAACACCGCUUCUCGAUUCUAUUUCUGAUCCAAGUGGUGAAGAAUACGCAGCUUCUUUGAAUGACCAGGAAUAUGUUUCGAUACUACUCACAUACAUCCAGAAAGUUAUCAAGAAUAGAGAACAAUUGGUAACUGGCAAAACUUCUGGUGAAAUAUAUCAGCAAAUCAAUGUUGGUAAUUCAUCCGGUGAUUCUUUUGCUGAAGAAAUUGAUAAGGAAUACCCUAAAGUGUUUGCUAAAGAAUCACUUCGAGGAUUACUUGUGAGAUCAAGAUCACUGGUGGCAAAGGACAAUCCGACUGAGGAGAUUCGUCCGUUUACAGAUGUGGUGAUUAAAUUGAAAAAUGCAUUUGAAGAGCAAAAAGAUUUCUGUGACGCAAUCUCGAAACAUUUCAGAGUGUUAAAUGAUCUUUAUAACAUUAAGAUCAACUAUUUCAGAAGACUUCAAGAACUUUCUGACAGUGUGCGGCCAUUUGAUCAAAAGAGGCAUUAUCAUUAUGAUCCUGAUGUGAAAAUUGAGGAACUUUAUAACGUUAUUGACACGACAGUAAACGAGUCCAAAACUGUGGAAUCCAGGAUACGUUAUCUGAAUUCUUUAAAGCAGGAUGCUACUGUGGAUGAUAGCUCUAAGAUGUGUGUUAUUUGCAGAAGUGCCAUCAAUAUUGGUUCUUUGACCGCAUGUGGCCAUCAGUACUGUAAAGAUUGUUUGAGUGAAUGGUUACGUAAGAAGUCGGUUUGUCCUGUAUGCAAAGUCAAGAUCAAACAGAGUGACGUUUAUACUUUCACCUUCAACAAGCCUGAGGUCAAUGUUAAGCUUGCCACAUCCCAGCCGUCUGGUGAAAUGUUCCAAAUAUAUCACCAAUUGGACCAUGAAAGUUUACAGAAACUGAAUGAGAUCAAGCUGAAGUACAAUCAUGGAUCCAAAGUUAAUAUCAUUGUGAGACAGGUUUUGUGGUUGAAAAGACGCGAUCCAAAGGUUCAAAUUGUCAUUUAUUCGCAGUGGACCCAGCUGCUAUCCAUCAUUGGUAACUCUUUGAGAUUCAAUGGUGUCGAAUUCUUGAGUUCUUUUAACGCACUUGAUAGGCACGGGUCUGGUGGUAAGACACCAUUCAGAAAAGAUGUUGCCUUAUUCAAGAAGGAUCCCAACAUUACAUGUUUCCUCCUCAAUUCUAAUGCUGAUGCAUCUGGAUUGAACCUUGUGAAUGCCACGCAUGUUUUCUUGUGUGAGCCUCUUGUACAGACUGCGCUGGAGCUACAGGCUAUUAGCAGAGUUCACAGAAUCGGACAAACUAAGCCAACAACUGUGUGGAUGUUCACCAUUUCUGGUACCGUGGAGGAAAGUAUUGUACUCCUUUCCACCAGAAAAAGAUUGGAAUUCAAAGAACAGUUCGAGGAAGAGGAGAUGGCAAAGAAUGUAAGUUCACUUGUAAGAACGAACGGCGAGUUUGUUGAAGCUUCUGAUUUGUGGAAUUCCUUUUUCAGUCAUAAAGUGGGUAGGUUGAUAUGAUACGUAACUCAAUACCAUGGACAGUAAAAGUACUUGAGAGUUUGUAAUAGCUGAAGUCAUUAUGACCUUAUGAGGUAACAACACUGAUCCUGGUAAUUUACUCUCUUUUAUUUUACCAAGUGCAUAAUUUUUCGCCGUUCAACUGUACCGUAACUACUGUACAUUGUAAUGAUUUAAUACCAUUUAAU
Molecule: messenger RNA, 3611 nt
Organism: Williopsis jadinii
Lineage: Eukaryota; Fungi; Ascomycota; Saccharomycetes; Phaffomycetales; Wickerhamomycetaceae
Gene: IRC20
Product: E3 ubiquitin-protein ligase IRC20
Exons: 2
Coding region: 1-3423 (1140 amino acids)
Biological process (GO): protein polyubiquitination; DNA damage response
Cellular component (GO): nucleus
Molecular function (GO): ATP binding; ATP-dependent chromatin remodeler activity; ubiquitin protein ligase activity
Source: RefSeq, a predicted model, not a curated record